This is a messenger RNA of Belonocnema kinseyi, 3031 nucleotides long. It is a transcript of the gene ss, whose product is annotated as aryl hydrocarbon receptor protein 1. Gene Ontology annotation, molecular function: protein dimerization activity; transcription cis-regulatory region binding; nuclear receptor activity. Gene Ontology annotation, biological process: regulation of transcription by RNA polymerase II. Lineage: Eukaryota; Metazoa; Arthropoda; Insecta; Hymenoptera; Cynipidae. Gene Ontology annotation, cellular component: aryl hydrocarbon receptor complex; nucleus. The record is from RefSeq and is a predicted model, not a curated record.
GCUGGGGAUCCUCGGAGGUCCUGGAGGCGGCAUCGUCGGCGGCGGUGGUGGUUCAGGGCUGGUCGGCAUUUGCGGUACCACGACCACCGGCUCUCUGCAGACGCCAUCGGAGUACGUUGUGUCGGCUGCGGCUGCUGCAGCGGCGGCGGCAGCAGCUGCUGCAUCAGCAUGCUAUCUUCCAACUUCCGGGCUGGCUUUAACAGCCCCUCACAGUCAACCGUUAGUACUUGAUCCCACGAUGACACCUACCUCCGCUCCAGCCCCGGCUUCUGCUUCGGCCUCGGCUUCAACCCCGACAUCGGCGAUCCCGUCGGGUCCCAACAACCCCGUAGCGAUGAGUCAACUGGGAACCGUCUAUGCUACCAAGAGAAGACGCCGAAACGGGAAGAGUUUGAAGCCGCCACAAAAAGAUGGAGUGACCAAGUCGAAUCCUAGUAAACGACAUCGCGAACGUCUAAAUGCCGAACUCGAUACUUUAGCUUCCUUACUUCCCUUCGAGCAAAAUAUACUAAGCAAGUUGGAUCGGCUCAGCAUCCUCAGGCUCAGUGUUAGUUACCUUCGAACGAAAAGUUACUUCCAAGUGGUAAUGCAUAAGGACAAGGAGGAGAACUCUCACCAUGAUUCGCAUUAUCGAGCGAGGGAAUUGGCAGCGCUCGCUGCUUAUGACCAUCAUCAUCUCGAUGGCGAAAUGUUUCUCCAAUCUGACAUAGUCCACCAAAGUGUGUACGAAUUGGUGCACAGUGAAGAUCGUGAGGAGCUCCAAAGACAACUGAUGUGGAAUUCUUUUCUGCCAGCAGAGAGUGCAACCCUUCCUCUUCAUGAUGCACUCUCGCCGCAACACAGCCACCUUCUUGAACGAAGUUUCACGGUGCGGUUCCGCUGUCUUUUGGAUAACACAUCCGGUUUUUUGCGAUUGGACAUCAGGGGUCGUGUAAAAGUACUUCAUGGACAAAACAGAAAGACAGAAGAACCACCAUUAGCACUAUUUGCUCUAUGCACUCCAUUUGGACCACCUUCUUUGUUAGAAGUACCGCAGAAGGAAGUGAUGUUUAAGAGCAAACAUAAACUAGAUCUUUCACUCGUUUCUAUGGAUCAACGAGGGAAAAUGCUUUUAGGUUAUUCAGACGCAGAACUAGCAAAUCUUGGAGGCUACGAUUUAGUACAUUACGAUGACCUAGCAUACGUAGCCAGUGCUCAUCAAGAAUUAUUGAAAACGGGGGCAUCGGGGAUGAUUGCCUAUAGAUACCAAACAAAAGAUGGAGGCUGGCAGUGGUUACAAACCAGUUCAAGACUAGUGUACAAAAAUUCCAAACCUGACUUCGUUAUAAGCACACAUAGACCUUUGAUGGAGGAGGAAGGUAGAGACCUUCUAGGAAAGCGAACGAUGGACUUCAAAGUUAGCUACCUGGAUGCAGGACUAACGAACAGUUAUUUUUCGGAUAGUGAUAGCCUAACAGGAUCAACAAUGACUCCAACAAUUCCAACCCAACCAACUCCGCAGCGUGUAAAUAGGCGCUACAAAACACAACUUCGGGACUUCCUUUCAACCUGUCGUAACAAACGCACCAAGCUAACGAAUCAGUCUUCGGUAUCUCCACCAGUGACACCAACAGUCACGUCUGUUGAUUACCUGACAGGAGAUACAAGUGCUGCAGCUGCUGUUGCUGCAGCUUAUAGUAAUCUGAAUCCAAUAUAUGCAACUCCAUAUGCCCCAGGUGCUGUUGCUACUGCUACCGAUCCUUCUUUAACCACUUACAUUGGUCACACCAGCAAUUACCAUCAAACUCUCUACCCCACGACUGCCUUAGAUAACAGGUACCUAACAGCAACGGAGAAUCUCUUCCAAUACCGACCCCUAGGUUCCUACUACCCUGAGUACCACACCACCACUGCAUAUAAUGGUUUUAUAGACGUAUCUCUACCAACAUACGACAGUCACCAACUAGGGAACAAAACCGAAGAAAAGUUAUACUGCCAACAGUUAAGUGACUCGCCAAAAUACAGUUACGCAGACACCCGACAUCCAGGAAGUGUUGGAAGUUCCCCCUAUGCAGCGAGUCCGGCAACAGCUGGUCCAAUUCACAGCACAACUGACAUAAAUGUUAUCAGGGCCAGCAGCAGACAAUCCUUAGAAGGUGCAUCAUCUAGCAAUUCGGCAGGAAGUUCUCCAGUUUCAGCAGCGAAUGGAGUCCUGACUCCAAAAAUGGAGGACGUCAAACCUGAUAUUUAUGGCAGUGAAACUCCUCGACAAACUGUAUUGAUGUGGGGAGCGCCGCCAAAUCGCACCUCUCCAAAGAAUAAUGGCAGUUACAGUCCUCCCACACCUUGCUCUACAAGAUCUUCGCAUUCUGUGAAUGCUCCUGGAUCAGCAAACUCUAACAGUGGAGAUCCGCUGAAAUCUCUGGCCGAAAUGAAUUCAAUUAAUGGAGAUUGUAAGUGGAAGAGAACCUCGCCCUCGAUUCAAACAGCUCCUAGUCCACCCCGGCUUAAAGCUCAACAGCAUCAACAACAAGUUCAGCAACCACCUCCACCACAACUGCAAUACCCUGUUGUUACGGCUGCGCAUUAUGGGGCCACUGCUGCUGGAUACACCCACGCUCAUCCUGGUCAUAGUCACGGGGAUACGGGCUCCGAGGUAUGGCAAGGAGUCCAACAUCACCAUCACUACCAGUACUAUCCCUACCACCAUCACCACCCCGCACCACCAAGGCACACGUCCCACACGUUGCCAUCAGCAGGGGGAACGGGUGCAGGGAUGGGCUUGGGCAUGGGCAUGAACAUCUCCAUACCCAUGGAAACGGACACCAUCAGCAGCAACAACAACAACAACAACGUCACCUGCAUCACCACGAUGACCACAACCACACAGCAACAACAUCAACAACAACGUCUUGUAUUACCCAGCCCAUCAUCAUGUGGUGGGGUCGUCGGGAUCAAUGAUGGGUCCGGUUGCCUCACAGAUUCAAAACCGGACGCUGGGAGUCCUUUGCUGUCCAUCUCUGAGGUGACUAACACCCUACUCAACCAGUAG